AUGGCACAAUCCGCUUCGAAAACGUCAGCUUUCUUUACAUUUGAAGAUGCAAAAGCGACUUUUAAUAUUUUCUGCUGCGUCUGCGGUAUCGGUUCCCUAGGAAUGCCUUCAAAUUACGCUCGUGCUGGGUGGUUCUAUGCAACUAGUGCACUAGUCUUUAUGGGUUUUGCAAAUAUCUACUCGGCAGUGGUCUUGUCCAAAGUGCUUUUACAAGCCCCAUCUUCUGUACGAACGUACGGUGAUUUGGGCGAAUGGGUUGCUGGAAAAGGAGGACGUCUUCUCGUCGUGGUUUCACAAAUGGGGGUCUGUUUGAUGCUACCUUGUGCGUUCCUCGUCCUUGGAGGUUCUUUAUUGGAUGUACUAUUCCCAGACUGUUUCAGCCAGUCCGUAUGGAUCAUCUUCAUGGCUCUCAUGAUUGUUCCCGUUGCUUUGAUUCCUACCAUGAAGGAGAGCACCGGUAUGGCCAUGGCUGGAUGUCUCGGUACAAUCGUUGCUGACUUUAUUGGCAUUGCGAUCCUGGUCUAUGAAAUGCGUGGACACCCAAAGCCACCCACUGCCAGUGUAACCCCUCAUCAAGUCAUCACCACCUUUGGUAACCUCUCGCUUGCGUACGCUGCUGCUACGGUGGUUCCAGACAUUCAACGGUUACAUUCACAGCCAGAACGUAUGCCCCGUGUCAUUACUAUCAGUCUCCUCAUCUCUAUAGUUUUUUUCAUGAGCAUUGCCAUUACGGGAUACCUUGUGGGAGGGUGUCAAAUGUCUGGCAAUCUCCUUUUUGUUGUUGUCAACGCUACGGACCCGUUCGCGUCAACGACUCUUGAAUUUACUUCCUCCCGUGCUGCUGUUGUCAUGGCCUUCCUCUUUAUGCAGGUGCAUCUCUCGGUUGCCUUCACGUGCUUCCUACAUCCUGCUUUCUACAUGUUCGAGCGUUUACUUCUUGGAAUGCACGCACCUACGACUUCCGAAGAGACUGCCCCGCAGAACGACAAGGUUUCGUACCUCGUUGCGUCGACACCUGCUGAACUCGAGAGCAACAAUGACCGUGUCAGCCGCCUUCAAGCCGCCAGUUGUAUGUCGGUACCCAACACAAUGAUUGCCGAUGAAGAUCUCUCCGAGUACAAGGGCGGUGUCAACGUCAUUCGCUACGUCGUACUGCGUUUGGUGUUGAUUACCAUUCUAGUCGUGCUUUCCAUCCUGCUUCGCGACAGUUUCCUCAACCUCACUGAUUUAACGGGUGCUACCGCUAUUACAAUGUCAAGUCUCAUCGUGCCUUUCGUCUUCUACCUCAAGGUGUUCUGGACCAAGAUCCCGGCGUGGGAAAAGCUGCUAUGCAUCGCUACAUCUAGCAUUUGCACUAUCGCUGGUAUCUACGUCGGUGUCGACGCUGGCAAGCACCUUUUCAAUCCCGAGAAAGAAGGUGUCUUGUUCCCGUUUUGUCCAGCUGAAUUUCAGGAUGAACCGUACUACGUCAGGAUGAUGACAGACGCGAAAUACUAA
Messenger RNA from Peronospora farinosa, 1497 nucleotides. Lineage: Eukaryota; Oomycota; Peronosporomycetes; Peronosporales; Peronosporaceae. The record is from the annotation of a GenBank genome assembly.